Messenger RNA from Pteropus alecto (black flying fox), 4109 nucleotides. It is a transcript of the gene LRRFIP1, whose product is annotated as LRR binding FLII interacting protein 1. The record is from RefSeq and is a predicted model, not a curated record. Gene Ontology annotation, molecular function: RNA polymerase II cis-regulatory region sequence-specific DNA binding; DNA-binding transcription factor activity, RNA polymerase II-specific. The transcript is spliced from 15 exons. Lineage: Eukaryota; Metazoa; Chordata; Mammalia; Chiroptera; Pteropodidae. Gene Ontology annotation, biological process: regulation of transcription by RNA polymerase II. Bases 134 to 2800 code for a protein of 888 amino acids.
GACUUGCGUCCCUGCACCGUGACCCGCCGCUCGCGAUGCGCCGGUGCUGAGCGGCCGCCCGCGGACACGACAGCUCGGCGGCCACUGAGUACCUUUCGUGGCUGCGCGCGAGGUGGACGCGAAGGCGGGCAGGAUGACCAACCCCGCGGCCACGCAGGACAAGGAGAUAGACUGUCUGAGCCCAGAAGCGCAGAGGCUGGCGGAGGCCAGGCUGGCGGCGAAGCGCGCGGCCCGUGCCGAGGCCCGCGACAUCAGGAUGAAGGAGCUGGAGCGGCAGCAGAAGGAGAUCUAUCAGGUUCAAAAGAAAUAUUACGGGCUGGAUACAAAAUGGGGUGACAUCGAGCGAUGGAUGGAAGACAGUGAGCGGUACUCGCGCGGACCCCGGAGAAACACGUCGGCCUCUGAUGAAGAUGAGCGCGCUUCCGUGGGCAGCCGUGGAAGUCUGAGGGUUGAAGAGAGACCAGAAAAAGAUUUCACGGAGAAGGGCUCCCGCAGCCUGCCCGGCCUGUCCGCGGCCACGCUGGCCUCGCUGGGUGGCCCCUCCUCUCGGAGAGGAAGCGCAGAGACCUCCACCUCCAUCGACACCGAGGCGUCCAUCAGGGAGAUCAAGGAGCUCAAUGACCUAAAGGGCCAGAUUCAGGAUGUAGAAGGCAGAUACAUGCAGGGACUGAAGGAGAUGAAGGACUCGCUAGCGGAGGUCGAGGAGAAAUAUAAGAGGGCCAUGGUGUCCAACGCUCAGCUGGACAACGAGAAGACCAACUUCAUGUACCAGGUCGACACCCUGAAGGAGGUGCUGCUGGAGCUCGAGGAGCAGCUGGCGGAGGCGCGGCGGCAGCACGAGGAGCAGAGCAGAGAGCUGGAGAGGGAGAAGCAUGCCCACGGCCUGCUGCGGUUCCAGCUCGCCGAGGCCACGGCCGCCCUGAGGCAGAGGGACGAGAUGCUCGAGGAAAUCCGACAGCUACAGCAGAAACAGGCCAGUUAUAUCAGAGAGAUUUCUGACCUUCAGGAGACAAUAGAAUGGAAAGACAAAAAGAUAGGGGCCUUAGAGAGGCAGAAAGAGUUCUUUGAUUCCAUCAGGAGUGAACGGGACGACCUUAGAGAAGAAGUAGUCACGCUGAGAGAGGAAUUAAAGAAACAUGGAAUAAUCCUAAAUUCAGAGGUAGCUGCCAAUGGAGAGGCUUCGGACACGCUAAAUGAUGUCGGAUGCCAAGGGGCCACCAAGGUGACGAGAGAAGAGUUGAAUGCCAUCAAGGCGACCGCGGACGGGACCCUAGGAAGAGCCAAUGAAGUGGAGGUGAACGGUGGAAUUGUGGAGAAUGUGGGGAAAAGAGAAAUCUUGCAGAAUACUGAGCAAGAGCAGCACAAAGAGGACCCGAUAAAGGAUUGUGUGGACGCAGAGGCGUUACAUCCUGAUGAGCAAGCCGAGGACCAGAAAACCCCUGAAGACAGUGCCCCCUCCCCAGGGACCUUAGCAGAUGCUACAGACGAGGAUCAGGUCCAAAGCCAGAGCUUAGAGAGCACGUCCCUCCUUGAACGUACAGAGCAGGUCGGGUCAGAUGAGGUCGCGAGCACCCCAGACGGCCGGUCCGAGCCUCCCCUUGCGCAGUCCAGGUGUUUGGGUGAACUAGAUAGUGGAAGCCCAGGUCCGAGGCUUGGGGAGGUCAGUCGUGAUGCCUUGGAUAGCAAAAACCAGAGCGAAAAGCCAGCCAAACAACAGGAACAAGAAACGCAAGAUUUUAAAACCAGUGUGGGAGAAGUUAGCACAAAACCGCAUCAGGAAUCUGCUCCUUUGCCAGUAUCUGAGGUUGAAAGGGUGACGAGCUCGGACUCUGGGGACCCAAGCGGGAGCCCCACACCGGGCGCGGCGGGGGCAGGGCUAAGCGGAUUAGGGGAGCAGGUGGGCACAGUAGCCUCGAGUCCUCCAAGGUGCAGCAGUGACACAGCGAGUCAUGGGGAAGAGUGUGUGGCAGGUGUUCUCAUCGAGCUGGACUCGAGCACAGAGGGUGGUCUAGAGAAAGAGCUCCCCAGCCAGAGAGCAGCGGGGCCCAGGACGGGGGAGGCCAGAAGGGGACCCCUAGGUGUGAAAGAACCCAGCGAGGAAAGUAACGACCCACCGGGGGAGGCGUUGGAUUCAUCACAGAAGAAGUCAAAAAACAAGAAAAAGAGAAACAAGAAGAAAAAGUCUCCGGCACCUGUAGAGACCCCUCAGGAGGUUAGAAAAGAGUUAACGUUCCAGACCCCAGCCCCAAGUGACAGUCAGGAGGGAGGGCAGGUCACUCCUACUGACAAGAAAUCAGGUGGAGAAGCUCAAAAUGAGGCAACCGAAAAUCCAGGGCACGACAUGGUAGCAGGAAGCCGUGAGCACGUGGAUUGUGCAGAAAACCCUAAAAUCUUGUCGGGCGGACGGCUUAACGGAGACGACCGCGAGGGACACGCCGAGUCAGGGGACGUCGCGGCCGACGGGGAACCGCUCCCUUUCGAAGGUGCCACAGCUGAGGCUUCAGGCACUAGCGCCGGUGACAGAGAAUUAGACGAAGCCGUUGUGAAAGGUGCCGCUGGCGACGGGGCCACUCCCGGCAGCCCCGCGGAGCCCGCGGACGCCUCCCAGGCAGAAGGCGCAGACGGGCGCGUGGUGCCAGAAUGUCCGACUCAGAGAGCCGGGGAGCUGCUGGACGGCAUCGGUCUGGGAGACCACGACGCGGCACCAGCGGGGGCGUUGGGAGACCUCGGCUCCGAGGGCAAAGAAGACGCGAGAGGCAGAAAUGAGGACAAGAGCAGAGAAGACUGCGCCCUGUCGUGAGCUGGGGCUCCGCCCACGGGGCGGGGCCAGCGGGCCGGGGCUGCGCAGUAGGUCCAACUGCGAGAGACCCCUGCAGGUCAUCACCACGUGAGAGGUUCAUGGAAUGCUCCAGAUCGCAUAGACACACCGCACCGUAUGACAAUCAACUACCACGUUAUCUGCUACUUUAAGUUAUAGACUGUUACUUGUAGAUUUAUAUCUCAUCAAGGUUAUCACCAGAUUAGAAAGGAGGACACAUUUGUUAUCUGUUAAGUUCCGAGUGCAUUCCGGUGUGUAUGUAAACACUUUCACACCGUUUAUAUGUCUGCUUAAAGUCAAAAUAAACAUAUUUAACAUUUGCCUUAGGCUGAUAUGAAUGUGGAUAUUCUUGACCAAGUGUAUCAGUAUCUAACUGAAAUGACCAAAUAGCAUUCUGAGAUGUCCACACUGUGAGUAUCAUAGAUAUUUAAAUUAACUUCUCCUUCAAAUAGAUGUACUUUUUUAAAAUUUGAUUUUGAUAUGUACGUUGUAACCUGUGUGGUGUCUUAUUUUAAAAGGUGAUAAAUGUCCAAACAGCACAUAGUUUCACUGAGUGAUAAGACUUGCACCACAGGACGAUAAUUCCUGUCACGUCAGGGACGGCAGACUUCUCACAGCACUAGGAGACCCUGUCUUUACCUCAUAGAAGUGUUUUAGCUCAACCAAUACUUUUAGAUCUUAUCACUGAUGGAACCUGAGUUUAUUUGUAGGAGAUUUUGACUUCAUGCCGAUUUAUGUACCAAAGUCAUUUUAUACAAAGAUUUUUUAAAAAAUUUUUUUUUCUUCUGGAAGAGAUGAAUGUUGAAAUUGCAUUUCCUGUGCAAUAUUUGGGUGGAGGGAAUUAUUUCUAAUUGUUUUUUAAUCUUAAAACUACUUGUCAGAUUCAAAAGAGCGAUACAAACGGGUACUGUUCUUGUGCAAACUGCUAAUUAGAUUAUUACAGGAUAUUUUAAACAGUCAAAUCCCUUUUGAUAUUUUGUUUAGAUAUUUUCAUUUGUUGUUUCUCAGUGUAUUCUUGUCUAAAAAGCUCUUGUUUUGGUCUUCCCGAGAUACGUAUUUUCUACAUAAAGAAGCAUUUAAAAAUAUAAUGGUAAAGUUAAAUUCAAAAUUAAUUGUAAACUAUUAAAAUCACCAGGGAAUGCACAUGAUGCGUGGUGGUCCCCCUUUAUGAGAUUGUGUGAUGUCAUAAUACUGUCACAAGAUACUGCUCAGUGCAAAAGAGACCAAAACCUCAGCAAAAUUUGAGGCAGACCUGUCAUCAUGUAACUGAAAUAAAAACGUUGUCCCAGUG